This is a messenger RNA of Orbicella faveolata, 1318 nucleotides long. RefSeq names its product melatonin receptor type 1A-like. NCBI's taxonomy places the organism in Eukaryota, Metazoa, Cnidaria, Anthozoa, Scleractinia, Merulinidae. The record is from RefSeq and is a predicted model, not a curated record. Gene Ontology annotation, biological process: G protein-coupled receptor signaling pathway. Gene Ontology annotation, cellular component: membrane. Gene Ontology annotation, molecular function: G protein-coupled receptor activity.
GUAACAGAGUAUACGCUUUGUUUAACAUUCUCAGCAUAAAAUUGUUUUGGAUGCUUCAGGAAUUGAUCACGCAAUUUUCUUGGUAAAAUUAAUUAUUGAUAUCUCCUUCUUUUUGUCGUAUCUAAUUUGAAAUUUGUUUGCACACAUAAAACAAGAGAAAUUGUCGCAUCAGUUAAAAGCAAUGCAAGUAAUUAUUAAAUCCACAGCACCACAAGAGUUUCUACAGCAAACAUGGGACCGACCUAGAGAUGAAUGAGAGUUUAUCCGAACAGGGCCGUCUUCAACACCUUCUCAGCUCAAGGAGUACUUCCUCCAUCGUUUUGGAAUCUUCAAUUGCCUUAUUAAUUUUCCUUGUGGCAGUGCCCGGCAAUACACUUGUUCUUCUGGUUGUUUACAAGACGCCAAGACUUCGAAAUGCAGCUGGAAUAUUGAUCACUUCGCUGGCGAUUUCGGACCUUUCUUUGAUGCUCUUGUUAUUUCCACCAGCCUUUUCCGCCAUGAUCACAGGACGAUGGCUCGGUGGUUUUUACCUUUGUCAAAUCAGUGGUUAUGCAGUGCCCUUUCUCUGCAGCGGCUCGCUACAAACCAUGGCAUUGAUGGCCCUUGAUCGUCAUUUUCGUAUCGCUCAUCCAAUAAAGCACCGAACCAUAUUCAGCGUGAAGCGAACAAAAUUAAUGGUUGUGCUUGUGUGGCUAGUUGCGUCUACGGUUCAACUUCCUUACGUGGCAAAUGGUGGUGUGUAUACUUUUCAUCCUGGCAAAUUCUUCUGCUUCGUUGAUUUUUCGUUUCUGGCCAAGUUAGGCAUCGUUUAUCUCGUCGUGCCUUCGUUAGUUAUCCAGCACUUUUACAUGAAAGUAUUCUUGGCUUUGAGAGCCAACAAGAAACGCGUUAAAACUCUGCAAAGACAAAGCCGCGACGCUUUUAGGAUGACAGCCCAAGAAGUUAAGUUAACAAGAACUUUAUUAGUGACUGUGAUCGCAUAUGCUAUUUGUUGGACUCCGGUUAUGAUAAUCGAUUUCGUGGAAAUGGCUCGUGGCGGAUGGGUCCUUUCUCGUGGAGCCUAUAUGAUGUACUCCACUUGUGGCCUGGCGAGUGCGUGUAUAAAUCCCUUGGUGUAUGGCUUCAUGAACAGAGUGUUCCGUGCAGAAUACAUGAGACUAUUAGGCAUACGCACGCUUAAUAUUUCAAAUUCUUCGGUAGCUUCAGUUGAACAACAGUAAUAACGUUUUGCGCAGUURAAUUAUGCUUGAAGCCGUCUUCUCUUUAUAAAAACAGUAGUUAUGUCAUUUUGAAAAUUAAAAGUUGUGUGCAAUACUGC